CGUCGCCGCACAACAUACAUAAGAUAGCUUCUCUGUUCUUCCACAAAACCUAUAAUCAAGAGUUUCUAAUUAACCUCUCAAGAUUUCCAAUAGACAGUACAAUGGCCAGCGAUGAGAUGCUGUCAAUUACUGCACAGCAACCCAGUGAGGGUGAUCAGCUGAACCCAUUUACCAUGGAAGACCUCGAGAUCAUGGAUCUAAUAUCUGCAACCCAUAUUGUUCCCCCUGACGAACAUUUUAAUGCCGAACCUCUUUUCGUCGUCGUUAAAAACAUUCUUAGGCGUUCCACCCAGAUUGUCGACAAUGUUUUACUGGGCCGGGAACCCCUGGAGAACCUGGAGGAAAAGAUGUCCCGAGCCAGCUUAGAUCCGCUACUAUGCACACUCAAGCAACUUUCCUCUGAGAUGACAUGCAAGGCCCCAGGUGUGGAAACUGCACACAAAACAACGAUAUCAAUACUUAACAAACUCUCAACCUAUUCAUGGGAUGCUAAAGCAGUGCUGACACUUGCGGCUUUUGCUUUGGAUUAUGAGGAUUUCUUGGCUCUUGCCAAGCCCCACUCAUCGCACCAACUUGUUGAGUCAGCGGAAAUUGGUGAACUUAACAAAAUUAUCAUUGACAUGUUGGACAUUAUCGACUCCAUUUUGUGUGCCUCGGACCUGCUGGUGGGUGUCUAUUGGAUUAUCAUUACUGUUGUAGCUUGCACAACUCAUAUGUAUUGUCUCAAAAGCAACAAGGACAAGACACAGGAACUACUUCCAUUCGCCAAGAAAAUCAGUGAAACCCACGCCAGGCUAAGCAUGCGAAUAAUGCUUCCCAAUUUUCGAAUAGCGGAAACGAAGGGAGACAGGAAACUAAAGGAACUUUUACAAACACCUGACGAAAUCACAAAGGUUUUGAAGGCGUUGAUUUUCGCCAAGGAUGAUAAGCAGCCUCUUAUUGACGGUUCUACCAGCGAAAUGGUUAGCAUCGAUGUGCUGAAAAAGAAUGGUGUUUUAUUGCUCAUUUCUGGCCUGGACAUCUCCAGGGAUGAUAUCUCUGUGUUGAAGUCAAUUUAUGAUGGAAUAAGAGAGGAGGGGUAUGAUUACAAAAUUGUAUGGAUCCCUAUUGUAGAGCAGUGGACUGAUGACCUACAAAAGAAGUUCGAGAUGUUGCGGUCUAGAAUGCCAUGGUACAUAGUGCAAUACUUUUCACCACUAGCAGCCACAAGCAUCAAGUUCAUUAAGGAGGAGUGGUACUUCGAGAAUAAGCCUAUUGUUGUGGUGAUGAACCUACAAGGAGAUGUAGUAAACAAAAAUGCAUUCCCCCUGAUUCGGGAAGGAGGAAUGAGUACCUUCCUUGUGAUCACUCAGGCUAUCAUGGCUCGUCUUCACACGCAUCCACCUGGACCUUACGCAAUUGAAGAGUACACUUUCUUCUGUGGAGGCAAGGACAAUAGAUGGAUCGAACAAUUCUCCAAGCAAGUAAACGUUUUGGCUGAGGAUCCGAUCACAGAGAAAGCAUACAUUUUCAUAGAGUUGUCUUGCCUUGGAAAAGGCCCCAUACAACAGCGUUUUUGGAAACUUUGUGGCUAUGAAACUCAGAAGAAGACUGUUGACCCUGUGAACGAGGAAAUCCAAAAGUUAUUGAAUUCCUUCAAGCAUGAAAAUAGAUGGGCUGUGUUGACUAAAUGGUCUACAAGGGUAGUUAGUGAUCAUGGGCCAACAAUUCUGAAGGUCUUGGAGGCGUUUGAAGAGUGGAAAGUGAAUGUGCCUGAGAAAGGCUUUGAAAUUUGCUUCAAAGAGUACCAUGACAAGUUUCUUCAAACUGGUCCCAUGCCAUCGACAGCAUGAUUGGUAGAAGGAUCCCAAAGCAUAUGGAAUUCCUGACUAUAUAUCCUUGUAUCAUGUACAUUAGCUUUAAAUGCUACUACA
Corylus avellana is the source of this 1913-nucleotide messenger RNA. The record is from RefSeq and is a predicted model, not a curated record. NCBI's taxonomy places the organism in Eukaryota, Viridiplantae, Streptophyta, Magnoliopsida, Fagales, Betulaceae.